Messenger RNA from Cyclopterus lumpus (lumpfish), 6933 nucleotides. RefSeq names its product piggyBac transposable element derived 5 (gene pgbd5). Gene Ontology annotation, molecular function: transposase activity. Gene Ontology annotation, cellular component: nucleus. The record is from RefSeq and is a predicted model, not a curated record. Gene Ontology annotation, biological process: non-replicative DNA transposition. Bases 344 to 1939 code for a protein of 531 amino acids. Lineage: Eukaryota; Metazoa; Chordata; Actinopteri; Perciformes; Cyclopteridae. The transcript is spliced from 7 exons.
GAGGAGAAAUCCCUGGUCUCUCAACCCGGAUGCUAAACCACAGCUAUCGAUAAUUUUGCAGCGCUGUAGGCAGAGCAAGGGGGCGGAAAUAUUUCAGUACCCUUGAAGCGGACAGCUCUCCCCCGGAUCCUCACGCUUCGGACCGCCCGGCUCCGCAUCCGAGCCUGGGGGGCUGGCACUGCAGGAUCAUCAUUCAUACCCAAGACAGGGAAAAGUGUAAGCGGCCACACUAAAGGCAAACACGUCCCUGCUCUUGCAACAUCGUGACCACUUGCACGCCACUAGCCGUAGUGGAAAGGGGGAGAAAGAGAAAAGGGGGAGAAGAGCAUCAAUACGGAGAGAGAUGGCGGAGUGCGGGCGGAAGGCGCUGUCUCUCCUGGAAGCGGCCCGCUCCCGGUACGAGAGCCUGCAGAUAUCCGACGACGUGUUCGGCGAGUCCGGCGAUGACAGCAGUGACAAUCCCUUCUACAGCACCUCCGGAGACUCCGACUCCGACAACUACAUAGCCGAGGUGGGCGAGGAGGAGCAGCCGCAGCCGCAGCCGCAGCAGAACCACCACCACAAACGGGGCGAUAAGGAGAGCACCGGGAACAGCGGAGCCGGUCCUCCGGGCGCUCUGUCCCGGAGUCAGGCACAGGAGGAGGGCUGGACGGAGACUCUGCAGGAUGUCACGGUGCCGCCGUUCAAAGACACGUAUGGCCCUGCUCAGAAGAUGCCGGCCACCGCCACAGCCUUGGACUUCUUCCAGCUCUUCGUCCCUGACAAUUGCAUCCAAAACAUGGUCACCCAGACCAACAUGUAUGCCAAGAAGUUCCAGGAGCGCUUUGGGUCCGACGAAGGCUGGCGCCCCGUCACAGCCCAGGAGAUGAAGGCCUUCCUGGGCUUUGUCACCUCCACCAGCGUGCAGCGCUGUGAGUCCGUGCUCAGCAUAUGGAGCUCGGGCUUCUUCAGUAACCGGAGCAUCGCGCUGAAGAUGAGCCAGGCGCGCUUUGAAAAGAUCCUCAAGUACUUCCACAUUGUGGCUUUCCGGCCAUCACAGGGAAGCAACCAGGGCCUGUACAAGAUCCAGCCCUUCCUGGACAUGCUGCAGCAGUCGUUCAGCUGCACCUUCAGACCUUCACAGACGCAGGUUCUUCAUGAGCCCUUGAUAGACGAGGAUCCGGUGUUCAUCACCACCUGUACGGAAAGAGAGCUGAGGAAGAGGAAGAAGAGGAAGUUCAGCCUCUGGGUACGACAGUGUACCUCCACCGGAUUCAUCUGUCAGAUCUCCGUCCAUCUGAAGGAGGGCACAGAUGGCCUGGCCGCCUUGAAGAACAAGCCUCAGCUCCACAGCCUCGUGGCCAAGCAGCUCUGCCAGAACAUCUCUGGCAAGAACACCAUCAUCUUCACCGGGCCGUCCAUCACAAGCCUCGGCCUCUUCACAGAAUUCAGCAAACAAGAUAUCUACUGUUGUGGUCUGCUGAGCACCAGGAAGAGCGACUGUACAGGCUUACCACAAAGCAUGCUGGUCUGCAGCUCCACGCCAGCGCAGCGCGGCCAAUCACGAGUGAUGAUGAAAGGCAGCAUGUCACUGAUCAGCUGGUACAACAAGGGACACUUCAGGUUCCUCACCAACGGUUAUUCCCCAACAAAACGAGGUAUCAUCAUUAAGAGGAAAAGUGGGGAGAUCCCAUGUCCCUUGGCUGUCGAGGCCUUUGCGGCGCACCUCAGCUACAUCUGCAAAUAUGACGACAAGUACAGCAAGUACUUUAUCUUCCACAAGCCCAACAAGACCUGGCAGCAGGUGUUCUGGUUGAGCAUCAGCAUCGCCAUCAACAACGCGUACAUCCUCUACAAGAUGUCUGACGUCUACACAGUCAAGCGAUACAGCCGAGUGCAGUUUGGAGAAAGACUGGUCAAAGAGCUGCUGGAUUUAGACGACUGCUCCCCCACACAGUGAGGAGGAGAAGGAGGAGGAGGAGGAGAAGGAGGAGGAGGACGACGAUGACGACGACGCCAAACACAGCACACACACACACACUCACACACAAACACAAUUCCCACAGAUGUACACUUCAUUACGGUUGUAUAGACACUGCAGUCUGUGUAUUAUAAUGAAGCAGUGCCAAGCCUGUGUUUCUCUUCCUCUAGUUGUUUUCCAUGGUACUGUAAAUAUUCCUGAACACACGACUGCACUCCACACAGUAGAGAAUCUCGAGCCAUGGGACAGUUCACAUGCCUCAGCUGCAACGUCCAACCACAUAGAUUUACUAAGGAUUUGUCAGCAGGAGCUCUUUCACAAGCAGACACGCAGGCGGGAACAAUGAAGCCGGGAAGAAUUUACCGUUGAAUGAUGUCAGCUUCAAGUCUCAACCCUUAUCAAAGAGUGAAGGUGUUGACAUCAGCCUGACUCUCCCAUGUGAGUGUUUAAACUUGUACUCGUCAGGCCAAAAGGCGACAAGUAGCUCGAUAUCUCCACGCUGCAAAAACACCUGUGAGCCUGUAACACAAGCUUAGUAAAACCAGGACAACCAGGUGUGUUCUCACGCUGCAUGAAUAACCAUCUUGUUUGGUGUGAAAAUUAUUCUCGCUUCGGGUGGGUUUUGAAAGUGUGUGUGUGUGUGUGUGUGUGUGUGUGUGUGUGUGUGUGUGUGUGUGUGUGUUUAGCAAGUGGAACUGCCAUUUGAGUGUGCAACGUUGAGCCUGGGGACGUAACUGUAUGGCUAUUGUGACCCAGAUGUGUCGUGUUGCUGCAUACUGUAUUCAGUAGAGGAAGACUGUCAGCUGACGUAAAGCCACACACAGCAGUGUGCCACCAACUCACAGGCUCCCAAUUCAAUAGAGCCAAAAAAGGAAUUUAUUUUAACUUUUUAUUAAAAAAAGUUACAAUUUAAAGUUUGGAAGGGAAAAACGUUCUUAGGUUUUAUUUCUGAAGACUUAAACAAAACAUUUAAAACUCUUUGAAUGACAACUUGAAGUAACAACCACACAACUGUUUAAUCUUAAUUCAAGUAUUUCAAAAUUGUGAAAAGAGCUCAGACAAAAACAUAAAUUUUGUGGAAAAAAAAAAAGAAUCAAACAAUAAAUGCCCAAUGCCAAAGGUGGAUAAACUCAUCCUAUUUGUCUAUUCUCACAGUUAACUAUUAUAACUAUACUUCGCAGUUAUCUCCUCUUGUAUUUAACUGGGCUUUGCAGGGCACAACAAGUUCAAAGUAUCCUUAAUUGAAUGUAAGCAAUCUCGUGGGAAAGAUGGCAGGGAAUUGGAAAAAUAUUGCUCGGCAAGAUUUGGUACAAGAAGAAAAAACGUACUCACUGGUGGCUUAUAAAAUGUUGCAACACAUCUUAAUGUAGACAAGGCUUUGGGGCUUUGGGGCCCAAAUAUCAUCAGGAAGUCCAGAAAGUGACAAAUAACUGGAUUAUUUCUAUUAGUGAGGACUUUUGAAAGAGAUAUUACCGUCUAUUAUACAUGUUUUUUAUGAUAAAUCACAUAAUGCCAUCUCGCCUGAAAUGGCAAAUGUCUCGCCAAGUAACAUAUUUAGACCACCUGUCGCCCAGCCAAUGGAAGUGUGAGUGCAGAGGCAUUAAUCUGAUUAAAACGCUCCUUCUGUCUGCCGACCACACUGCUGUCUGUAGCUUUAUCCAGAAUCCACUGAGUCCACUUUGCUCGGCUUCACAUGGUAUGCAGUCAACAUGUUAGUGUCGUGCUGGAAUCCCGUCACGUUUUCUUAAGUGAAAGGUUUUGAUGUGUUCUUGCUCAACCCGCAUGGCGCAUGGCGCAUGGCGCGAUCUAUUACAGGACGAUGGCGGUGGUCUUCAAGCUGGCAGGACUCAUGCACUUUCUCUCAUCACGGUCUCGCACUUUGAGAAGCGUUGUUAAAUUAGCAACACGUCGACUAGAUAAUGCUUUUAGUUUUGAACCCAAUGACACUGUUCUCGGAAAAAAAUAUGGGAAUAAAUUAAUAAGUUCUGUAAAUAUAGGUAGAUAAAUUAAAUGGAUUGUAUAAAAACAAAAAAAUGCCAAUGAAAUAAGAUGGAAAAGUAAUGACUAUAACCAAAACAGAAAAUAUUUCCACUGUAGAUUUGGAGUACAAGGUACAGUAUGUAUGUGUAUAUUUUGUUUACAAAUUACUGCACUAAGUGUGUGACCAUAAUCACUCUGUCACUGAGACUCAAGAUUGUGAUUUUUUUAACUUUUUCACUAAUCCAAAGCAUUGUUGUUGUCACUGUGGCCCGUGUCAAAAUGUGUUUCAUUAAUGUUCACCUCAAAGUAGCAAUGUUAACACCCUGUCACGUCACGUCAACUUGUGAUUUUAACGUUCAAUAUUGACUAUAAUUGACUAACACACACAUUUGAUGUGAAAUGAAUUGGGUCAUAAGCUGUAGCCAUUUGAGAUAUACACGCAUUAUUUCAUUUUCCCAAGAGUGUUUCGUCCAGUCGUGCCCGACUGUGCUGCGAUUGGCGAAUGAUCCGGCGAUAGCAAUGUUCUUUAUACGCGGUGACGAGAACGGAGACUGCAUGUAAAGAUGGAUGGCGUUGUUAAAGCUUACUCAUUUAGUAGCUGGCUUGCUAGGUUUAGGAAAUGAUCAUGGUUUGGGUUCAAAUGAAGCCUUUCUGAUGGACACCCCUGAAAGCAAACUUCUCCUGUGAGCAAAAUAAACCAAACGGCCAAUCACAGGACAGACUUGGCGAAAAAAAACAUUGUAAAAAAACACAGGUGAUCUACUGGCACACCCUGGAGUGUAGCAGCAAGGUGAGAUGGUAACCUACUGGAGGUCAGGAUACUCUACUUUUUAAAAUGGUGUUGGAUUGCUUCCAUUCGAUUCCACCUGUUUACAUCAACAUUUAACACUCAUACAGGGGUGAAAAAAAUCCAUCUUAUAAAGGGCAGUGGAGACGAUUUAUUCUCCUCCACCUCGGAAGGCAAUGAUGCACGUUGUGGUCGAGUAUGAAGCAGAAAUACACGGGGCAGGUUGAAAAUGAUUUAAAUCCAGCUGUUCGAAGCUAAAUAACCUUCAGACUGCGUCACAAAAUGGUGAAGGCACAUAUUUGUGCCACACCUUGAGAUGUGGGACAUCCAUUGAGGUUUUCUGUACUGCUUAUAUCGCUCGGCUCAGAGCAAAAAUAAGAAGGAAUUAUGCACCAAGUAUUGUGAGAGGCAAUGGUUACUCGGCAACACAUGAUGAGUGUGAGAGGGAGAGAAAGGGAAGUAUUUUCAAGGUUUUUCUGCCCAAAUUAUAAAAUUUCUGACUGAGAGCACAUUUUUACCAUCAAUCAGAAGAGAAGGGCCGAGGAUCCUCCCCCGUAAUGUUUUAGUUUCAUUUAGUUCAGAAGAGGGUUGCGUUUUAGAGCAUAUUAUAGAUCAAACAUGUCUUCAUUUUGAACUCUCAGGUUGAUACCUGAAGGGAUUAUUCUGUCCAGACGGCUCUAUUGAUCAGCCAUGAAUCUGAUAUUUCUAUAGUGCCUUUUCCCUAACUUUUUCCCCUCAUUACGGAGGUUCAGUGUUGAUGUCGUGAAAUAGAGUUGAUAUGAAUGAUUAGAACAGUUUAGUUUUUUUUGUUGAAAUGAAUAUGGUCAAAAGACUGUCCUGCAUAGUGUGAAAUAUAGAAACUAGAGAAACAAAUCUUUCACUUCCGCAGUAGAGUUUUAAUAGCUGAACAUGUUUUAUGCCCUUGUUGCUGUAAUGUUUCAACUCAAGUCCUAUUUCACAUAAUUGGUGCCACUGGAGUCAAACUACACCCUUUAAUAUGAUAUUUUAACACAUUUCAAAAACACAGUUGUCCAAAUAAAACCUAUUUAUAAAUAGGGUAAUUUGAAUAAUGUUUCAUAAAACAUGAUAAUGGUAGAAGAAAUUAUAGAUUAUUUUUGUUUACAUUGAUACACUAGUAUGUAGAAACCUAGUUUCUAGGUUAUAUAGCCUUAAAACAAAUUAUCACCACCAAUAUGAUUAUGUUGAUGAGUCUUGUGUGAGCAGCAUGGAGCUCUUUCUCUCCAUUUUCUACCUUGUCUCCGAGUAGAGCCGAGUAGUCUAACAUCUUUCACGUUGCUCAUUUGUUUAUGUCAGAUGUGCAAAUGGGAGUAAACAAAGACAGAUGGGAAGGAGCAAAGUGCUGCUCAGCCGCCAUGACAAAAAUAUUUGUCUUUCAUCCAGUUUUGUCAGUCAAAAGAUUGUCCCGAAAUCACUUGUCAAAAUCUUGCAAAAAAAUGCCAUGAAAUAAAUCACCCUCACUGUGCAAUGCAGAUAUUCGUGGUGUGCUGUAUGUGCCAGUUUGCCAUCUCUGUACAGUCUGUCUGUGUUUGUUUGUAACCGGAGAGUGAGACAGUUGUCAGUAAAGAUAUUUAAUAAUCUGAGUCACUAUCUGUGGAUGUGAUCAAAAUAAUUUAAAUGGCUGACCUCAGGGCUUCAUAACUAACUGCUGUACAAUAUAUUCACUUAUUGAAAUAACAUACACACACUAAAUGGACUUCUAUAACCGUAUCAGGUGCUAUCAAACCACUGUACAAGUAAUAGUAGAAUUAGAUGUGUUGUUGUUGUUGUUGUUGUUGUUGUUGUUGUUGUUGUUGUUGUUGGGAGCUCAGCAACCAAACAACUUUUUUCUGGAUAAAAUGUCAUGUUACCGGGCACCUAAAGCAAACUUUAACUGUUCAAGUGUUCAAACUAUUUCCCUUCAUAUGAUUCUGUUGUGACGGUGGCUGCAGUGUUAUCUAGUUUCACAGAAGCGCCAGAAGGAUGUGUGUACGUGCAUGUAACGUUGGGUGGAAUAAUAUGUGUAAAAUAAAUGGUGUACGCUGGACUAAACUUUUAAAAAAUGUGUGUGGUGAUGAGUUGAACAAGGUUGUGGUGUAAAUGAGUCUUCAUUAAAACUACAAACUUGGAGAAGCUUAUAAUUCAUCAGAAUUCACAGGUUCAGUGUCAAAUGUGCAUCGCUUUCUAUGAUUAAAGGACGUUUCUGUGC